This is a messenger RNA of Panicum hallii, 2022 nucleotides long. Its product is annotated as long-chain-fatty-acid--AMP ligase FadD26-like. The record is from RefSeq and is a predicted model, not a curated record. Lineage: Eukaryota; Viridiplantae; Streptophyta; Magnoliopsida; Poales; Poaceae. The transcript has a single exon. The coding region runs from base 1 to 1941 and encodes 646 amino acids.
AUGUGCACCGAGAACUACGACCCGUGCUACCCUGACCAGCCGGUGGUCGACCGCUACCUCCCCGUAUGGGCCAAGCUGCAAGCGUUCGCCGCCAAGCCGGCCUUCAUCUGGGCCGACGACGCGGCGACGUCGUCACGCACCGCACUGACCUACUCCCAGCUCGACUCCGCCGUCGAACGCAUGGCGCGCAACCUCCUCGGCACGCUCCGCCGGGGCGACGCCGUCCUCGUGCUCGCCUCGCCGGGGCUCUGCCUCAUCAAGCUCCUCUUCGCGUGCCAGCGCGCGGGGCUCACGGCGGUGCCCGUCAUCCCGCCCGACCCGGCCAGGUUCGGCCCCGCGCACGCGCACCUGCUUCGCGCCGUGGCGCAGACGAGGCCGAGCGCCGCCGUCGCCGACGCGCGCUACAUCGACGCCGUCACGAGGAUGGCCGCUUCCGUCGCCGGCGGAGAGUCCGGCCGGCUGGCUGCCAUGCUGAGCCGCCUGCGCUGGCUGGCCGUCAGCGAGCUGGAGCGGGAACGCGGUAGUGGUGGGCCGGCAUCGGCGGCGGGGUACGUGGGCUGCGGGCCGGACGACGUGUACCUGAUCCAGUACACCUCCGGCGCGACGGGCGUCCCGAAGCCCGUCAUGGUCACCGCGGGCUCGGCGGCCCACAACGUGCGGGCCGCGAGGAAGGCCUACGACCUGUGCCCCGGCAGCGUCGUCGUGUCGUGGCUGCCGCAGUACCACGACUGUGGCCUCAUGUUCCUGCUCCUCACCGUCGUCGCCGGUGCCACGUGCGUGCUGGCCGCCCCCGACGCCUUCGUCCGGCGGCCCCGCCUCUGGCUCGAGCUCGUCACCGAGUUCAGGGCGACGUGCACGCCCGUGCCGUCGUUCGCGCUGCCUCUGGUGCUCAGGCGCGGCCGCUCGGCGCACGGACGGUCACUUGAGCUCGGGAGCCUGCGCAACUUGAUCCUGAUCAACGAGCCCAUCUACGAGUCGUGCGUCGGCGAGUUCGUGCAGGCGUUCGGGCGCGACGGGCUGCGCGCCACGUCCAUCUCGCCGUCCUACGGCCUCGCCGAGAACUGCACGUUCGUGUCCACCGCGUGGCGGGGCGCGUGCUCUGACCUCCCGUCGUACAUGAAGCUUCUGCCAUCGGCGAGGCUGUCUCCACCAUCGUUUUCCUCGGGUAACGUGGGGCCGGAGAUCGAGAUCGCCGUCGUGGACGAGGAGACCGGCGAGCCGUUGGAGGACGGCAUGGAGGGCGAGAUAUGGGUGUCCUCGCCGAGCAACGCGUCGGGGUACCUCGGCCACCCGUCGGCGAGCCGCGAGGUGUUCUGCGCGAGGGUGCCGGGGCGGGCCGGCGCGUGCUUCGUGCGCACGGGCGACCGCGGCGUGGUCAAGGGGGCAGAGCGCUACCUGUACGUCGUCGGCCGGAGCGCCGACGUCAUCGCGCUCGACGCCGGCGGGCGGCGCCGCGUGCACGCGCACUACGUCGAGACGGCGGCUUUCGGCAGCGCGCCGGAUCGCCUGAGAGGCGGCUGCGUCGCGGCUUUCACGACGUCGACGACACAGCGGUCACUUUCGCAAACCGACGUGGCCGUCGUCGCGGAGCUACAGAAGGGAAGCGGCGGCGAUCACAGGGUCCUCUGCGACCGCAUAAGGGAAGCAGUAUGGCGAGAAGAAGGGGUGAGGGUUGGUUUGGUCGUGCUGGUCGACGGUGGCCAGGUGCCGAAGACGACGUCGGGGAAGCUGCGCCGCGGGGCGGCGAGGGAGAUGCUGCUCGCCGGGAAGCUCCGGGUGGUCUUCGAAGCAAGGUACGAUGACGGUGACGGCUCGGUAGCUGGGGUAAGAGGAAACGAAGGGGAGGAGAUGGCGGAGGCGUCUGCAGCUUGUUCGGGGACUGACAUUGCCACCGCCUUUGGGAGCGCGAGCCGCCGUCUACGCUUGCAGUCGUUUCUUUGAUCAAAGCUUUGGUCGCGUGGCAUGGCAACGUGGCAAAGGAGAGCCACUGAUUGUGAUUAUCAUCUACGAUGCGACCCCUCC